AUGAGAUUUUUAAAAUCUUUUAAUAUUUAUAUUUUUAUACUAAUUAUAUUUAUUUUAAAUAAAAAUAUCUAUGCAAUAGAUAAUAAAAAUGAUGUUAAUGAAAACUGCCCACAUAAAAUUACAACUUUAGAAAAAUGGUCAAACUUAGCAACAUGGAAAAUUAAUAAUAAACUACCGGUAGUCAAUCAAAACAUCAAUAUUACCGGCCCGAUUUUAUUAGAUAUAUCACCACCAGCAUUGGGAACCAUUAGAAUAACUGGCAGUGGUAUGCUUGUAUGGGACCAUAAGCAAGGUUUGGAACUAAGGGCAAGGUCUAUAAUGAUUUAUGAUGGUGGUCAAUUAAUAAUUGGUAGCGAGCAAUGCAAAUUCAAAUAUAAAACAUCCAUAACUAUUUAUGGUGAAUCUAUACAUACUGAAGUUAAUCAAACAAUUGAGGAUGGUUUAAAUUUAGAUUUUGGGCAAAAAGUAAUUGGCAUUGGCCAUGGUGGUACGAUAGAAUUACAUGGCGAAACACCAAAAACUCUUUGGACGAAAUUAAAUGAAACCGCCAACCCAUCGAAUCAAAUAAUUACAGUACUGGACGAAGUUAGUGAUUGGCCUGUUGGUUCCGAACUAGUAUUUGCCAGCACUGAUUUUGAUAUGUACCAAACCGAAACAAACUAUAUCGAGCCCUGUAAAGAAUGUAAAAAGAAUCAAAUUAAAUUAAAGAAUCCAUUGAAGUAUUCUCACUGGGGCAACAUUACCAAAGGAAUUGAUGAAAGGGGUGAAGUUGGUUUAUUAACUCGAAACAUUAAAAUUCAAGGCUCUCUGGGUACUUCGUGUGUAAACUCUCCUUUGGUUUGCGAAUUCUUCAAAUUUGAUACCUUUGGUGCACAUAUUAUGAUUCAAAAGGAUUUUAAAAAUGCCCAUUUUCAAGGUGUGGAGCUAUUUCAGGUAGGUCAGUCCCAUGUAAUCUCGAGGUAUCCUAUACACUUUCAUAUGUGUGGAAGAGUUGAUGAAAAAGGAGGCUAUGAAAAACCUGCAUAUAUUCAAAACUGCUCCGUUCAUAAAUCUUUCUCAAGAUGCUACGUAAUUCAUGGAACACAUGGUUUAUUGGUCAAUAAUAACAUUGGGUUUGACUCGAUAGGCCACUGCUAUAUGUUGUGUGAUGGUAUCGAAAUGGACAAUAUCAUUACAAAUAACCUGGGUCUUUUAACUAAAGCUGGUUUAUUAUUCCCACACGAUAGAAGCUGUGAAAUGUGUAAAAGAGUUCAACCAUAUGACUUUAAUGGCAACCCAACACAAUGUACAGAAUGUGAAGCGGUUUCAACAUUUUGGAUUUCAAAUGCAAACAAUCAUUUCGUUGGUAAUGUUGCAGCCGGUUCGGAAUCAGCUGGUAUUUGGUAUAUUUUUCCAGAAUACCCAACAGGUUUAAGUCACAAUGAAGGUGUAGAAAAGAAAAUCAAACCAUAUUUAAUACCAGCCAGAAAUUUUACAAAUAAUGUUGCGCACUCAAAUACCAACGGUCUUCAAAUUGACUCUGGAAUUAAAAUUACACCUCCAAGUAUUAAAAAUCCUGAACAACUCGGCGCAAUUAUAAAUGGUCGAUAUAAACCAAGAUCUGACCCAACUGAUAUCAAUUCUGACCCCACACCUUCAAUAUUUGACGGUGGUAUACUCUACAAAAAUCGUUGGCGUGGUGGAUGGGCAAGAGGAGGUCAUUUAAUCUUUAAAAACUUUCAAAUCGCUGAUAAUGCAAUUGGAUUUACCUUAGCAAGCGAAGGCACCACACCUGAAGAUCCAGCAGUUGGUCAACAAAUGUACAAUUCAUUAUUUGUCGGUGAAACCGAUAACAAAGGUCAAGCAUCAAACAAAAUACCAUUGGUAAAUGGUAGAAGCUAUCCAUUCGGCGAAAAUACCCUUAUGCCAAUUAGAGGCUUUGAAAUAUAUGAUGGAACAACUACAUUGGAAAAUAUCACAUUUCAAUACUUUCAAGUGCCUGCAUCAAUGCCACAAAGAAAUAUAUCUGCCAUAGGGUUUUUUAGAGUAGAUGAUUGGCAAGACUCUAGUAAAAGUGGGUUUAGAAAUCUUAGAUUUUAUAAAGUAGAUAAAGAAAUUCAUUUUGAGAGCUCAUUAAGAGAUGGUGAUAAAACCUCGACCAUUAGAGAUUUAGAUGGCUCACUAACAUCAAUACCAAACACCGUUUUAACAAGAAACCUUCCAUUUUACAAAACAAAUAAAUGUAAAUAUAUACCAAAAUGGAAUGGGCUAGUUUGCAAAGAGAAUACUGCUCAGCUUUUCAUAUGUAAUGGAGACUCUUCAAUAACCAACUAUAACGGCAAAGAGGCAGGGAUAGUAGCAAUUAAAAAUAAUGACCCAAAUCAAUUUUUAGGAUUAGAAGGUACACCAACUCAUAGUCCAAAGGUUAGAUUUCAAUAUUUAGUAUACAAAGGGCAUCACUAUGAUUUCCAUUUUCCACACCCCACUCCACACUACCUUAGAAUACAACCAAUGAACUGGGAAAUUAGUGAAAACUUUACAAUAGGUGUAUGUAUUGGUAUCUCGACUGGUAUUGAACUAAAAGUUACCAAGACUUCCUCUGGAACUGAUGGAAACUCAAAUAAUGUUAGAGAACUAUACCCAACGAACAGCAAAAGCCAAAUAACAGAAAGCACCUAUUACUUUGACCCAAUAACAUCAAUACUAUAUGCAAUGUAUUAUCAAGAUAAUCCUAGGUUAGGGGAUAACUAUUGUCCAAGCACUGGUUGUGAAGAACUUGUUGUUAGAAUUUACGGCCCAAAUUAUGGAAGAGUUACUGGUGAUUGUCAAACCCUUGCCUAUCAUGCCACAUUCACAAUUUUUGAUGAAAAAAUCAAUGAUAAAUUUAAAAAUACCACACAAAUUGAAAAUAAUAAUUUCGUUUAUAACUCUAGCGAAUCAUAUAGAGGCGAAAUAUUUUUACAAUUUAAUCCAUCACCAAACAACCAACUAAAAUUUGAAUGCGAUCAGUGUAUUCCUUCAACAGGUAUAAAAUAUUUAGAACUUUGGGUAAAUGGUGGUAAAAAUUCCUCAAGUCAAAAUAUUUCAAUUAAAUUAUUAACAAAUAAUAAUAAUAUAAAUUUAAAACAAUAUAAUAUUGAUAUAAAUAAUUUUCAAAACAAUUCAUGGACAUUAGUAAGAAUACCAUUUAAAUUAUUAAAAAUUCUAAAUAAUAACAAUAAUAAUAGUAGUGAAGCUAAUAAUAUUAUUAACAGUGUUGUAUCUUUCAAUGGUAUAUUAAUUAACUCUGGGUUCAAUCAAUCACCAGUCUAUCUAGAUAAUAUUAAAUUUAUUUAUGAUAAUUGA
This is a messenger RNA of Dictyostelium purpureum, 3324 nucleotides long. RefSeq lists its product as uncharacterized. The record is from RefSeq and is a predicted model, not a curated record. The coding region runs from base 1 to 3324 and encodes 1107 amino acids. The transcript has a single exon. Lineage: Eukaryota; Evosea; Eumycetozoa; Dictyosteliales; Dictyosteliaceae.